Molecule: messenger RNA, 1934 nt
Organism: Phialemonium atrogriseum
Lineage: Eukaryota; Fungi; Ascomycota; Sordariomycetes; Cephalothecales; Cephalothecaceae
Product: DNA-directed RNA polymerase III-like protein
Exons: 2
Coding region: 235-1500 (421 amino acids)
Biological process (GO): transcription by RNA polymerase III
Cellular component (GO): RNA polymerase III complex
Source: RefSeq, a predicted model, not a curated record
GAAAUGCGGAGCAAGGUCGAGGCUGAAAAGUUUUGUGACUCCCAACCCGCCUUCUUCAAGUGCGGCUUGUUCGACGGGUUUCCUCUAAUUUGAACCCCAGUGUCGCUCACAACCCGAGAGCGCCAAAUUUCUGGAUCGAACUACAUACCUCAAAACUGACCUGGGAUUGCCGCGAAACCUGGCCCCUCGUUUUGGGUUGAGUCUACAGUCGGCUCGACGCCAGCCGAACUGAAGAUGGCAGGCCUCGCCUCUCCGGCCGUGGACGGCGACGAUGCCGCUAAACUCGCCGUAUUGAAGGAGACUCUGUACGAUGAGAUGCAGCAACAUGGCAGCAACGAGCGUCUCUACAACCAGAAGGACCUCAUCGACCUCAACAUCAUCCCAAACGACGACAUCAUCCUUCUGCUCCGAGUGGUCCAACGUCUCUGCGACGACUAUCUCCUCGUGAGCACCAACGAUGGGCGUUCAGGGCUCGCAUGGAGAUGGCGUAGCAAGGAAGAUGCCAGGAAAUACCGAGCCCUCCCGAAUAACGAAGCCGUCAUGGUCUACACGCUGAUCGACGAGGCCUCCUCUGACGGCAUCUGGAGCCGGACGCUCAAGGCCAAACUCAAGAUGCACGAGUCCGUCCUCAAGCAGUGCAUCAAGCACCUCGAGAGCAAGGGGUACAUCACGGACAUGAAGAGCGUCGAGCACCCCAACAAGAAGAUGUACAUCCGCGCCGACCUGCGGCCGUCCGAGCGCGCCACCGGCGGCGCCUGGUACACGGACAACAACCUGGACGAGGCCUUCAUCACCGAGCUCGAGGUCGUCGUCUUCAACUUCGUCAAACUCAAGAGCGCCCACUUCCGGGAGGGCUCCAGGGCGCCCCGGAAGGGCGUCGUCAAGGGCGAGCCCGGCGCCGGCCCCAAGGGCAAGAAGCGCGCCGCGACCGAGAUCUCGGACGAGGCCGGCGGCGGCGGGCCCAGCGCCAACGGCACGCACGCGGCGGGGACUUCGGCCUCGGCCCCGACGACGCCAGCGGCGGGCACACCCGCCCCCGCCCCCACCCGCCAGGCCCAGCACCACCCCCGGAAGGACGCCUUCCAGCCCUACCCGGCGGGCUACAUGCGGUACCCGACGAUCCGCGAGAUCGCGCAGUUCAUCAGCGACAUGCAGAUCACCAACAACACGACCCUGUCGGAGAGCGACGUGCAGCAGCUCGUCGACGUCCUCGUCUUCGACGGCCUGCUCGAGCCCAUCCUGGUCGGCCGCCGCCAGGGCUACCGCGCCACCCGCAUCGCGAGGCAGGACCCCGUCGCCCGCCCUGGUCAGGGCCCCAGGCCCGGCGACGACGGCGCUGCCGACGUCCCGCCCCGCCCGGCCCUCGGCAUAGAGCCACUCUCCAACGCCCUCGUCGAGGCGCCGUGCGGAAGGUGCCCCGUCUUCGACCUGUGCGAGGAGGGGGGGCCGGUCAACCCGACUAACUGCGUCUACUUCCAGCGGUGGUUGGGCCUGGAUUGAAGAUGCUUGCUUGGUGGGUCAACCUGGGAGGAAAUGGUCCCGGGGAGGAAAUGAUGGCGGAGAGGCUCCUGGUACGGAUCUAAGCCCCUGUGCGGAGGACUGAUACUAGUUUUUGCUGAUAUUUCAUGGCAUCGGCGCUCGAGGUUGGGAAGGAAAAGUUGAACAUGUUGACGAGGCGUUAAUACGGGUGAACGAGUAGUCAUUGCUGGCGGCUGACUCCUGAAAUGGCAUUGCAUCUGGUGUAUUAUACUUUAUACAUACCCCCCCCCCCUUUGGUGUAGAAGCGGCCAAGCAAGGCUACUGCGAACGAAGACGAUUCAUCAUCCUUUUGGACGGUCCUUGGCGUGAUGGUGAUUCCCGGAGGUGUCAUUUAGGCUGGGCUGGGCCGGGGCAAAAAGAGCUACGCAUUCAUUCCACAUCCAGAAUUUAGCAUG